Messenger RNA from Hippopotamus amphibius kiboko, 1227 nucleotides. Its product is annotated as nuclear envelope pore membrane protein POM 121-like. Lineage: Eukaryota; Metazoa; Chordata; Mammalia; Artiodactyla; Hippopotamidae. The coding region runs from base 1 to 1227 and encodes 408 amino acids. The transcript has a single exon. The record is from RefSeq and is a predicted model, not a curated record.
AUGGGUGGUUACCUGAGCCGGCCUCGCGCUGGCCGGCGGUCCCCCGCUCUGGGGGGCGCGGACCCGCCCGAGAGACCCGAGCGCCUCGGGCCCGCGCACCCUGCCCGCCAUGUUCCCCCUGCUUGCCGGGUUCACUCGGCGGCCCCAACGCUGGACUUGGCUCGCAGGCUGUCGUACCAGGAUCUUGUGGCUUCACCCCGUCGUCGUCGUCGUCGUCGUCGUCGGCACCGUCGGUGGUUUCUCGUAGUCCAUCGGCGGCAAUAUCCAAUCCAGCAACCCCGGUGUCUAUUUCUGGGGGUCUUUUCCUCGGUGCCCUUGAGUGGCCAUCAGAAGCCACUGCUGUCUGCUUGCAGCUCCAAGACGUUCUGCACUAAAGUGAUGUUGAAGAUGGUAUCUGCUAAGGGCAAACUGAUGCUCCGUUUGGCUCUGAAGCAGUCAGUCGUCUGUAUGUGGUCUUACCUGUCUGUUCACCUCCCAAACCUUUGUGUAAAGGAGAUCCUGGUGAGGGCCCUUGAAGAGAGCGGUCAACUGAGAGCCAAGGAAGAGAAGGACCUGACAGCCCUGGCUGACAGCAAGAAAGGGCUAGAGAAGCAAAAGAAAGAGCACUCAGCCCCCGAGAGUCAGGACGAACAAAGAGGCUCGAACCCCGAUGAGAAACCGCAGUCCGCGUUUAGACGUCUGAUGGUCAACGGGGUCUUCUCUUCCUUUGUGCCCAGGCCUGGGCCUCUGAAGAGAGACUUCUCUUCCAAGAGCUCAGAAGAUACCCUGGUUAGGAAAUCCCAGACCUCCUUUUCGAGCUCAUGCAGCAAACGAAACGCCAUCACCAGUUCAUACAGCUCCACUAGAGGUUUCCCAGAGCUGCAGAGGAGCGAUCUAGGCGCAGCAGGGCUCCAGGGCCCAGGCUCAUCACAGCCUCGUGUGCUCUCAAAGAAAGCCAGCGAGGAAGGCCAUCAGUCUAGCCCUUCAGCCUCAGUGGAAUCACAGAAGAUCAAGAACGAAAAGGCUGCAGAUGGCCCCUUAGGGCAGAAACAAAUCUUAAAUUGCUCACAGCCAUCUGACAGUACCAGGCCCCGGAAACGCAAGAUUCCUCUGCUGCUGCCCUCGAGGCGAAACGGCCCACCGAUCCUGCCCUCACCCCCUCAGCUAGGUUAUCCAGUCACUGCCGAAGACCUUGACUUAGAGAAGAGAGCUGCGAUCCAGUGGAUCAACAAGGUCUUGGAAGGGUAA